AUGGAGAUAAAACUCAGGCAAGGCAGGUCGGGAGAUUUUAAAGGGAGGGUCGGCUCAUUAUCGACAUCCCAUGUUACCGAUUCAUUCGCGUCUGUUCAGGAUUUUAAUGCUGGCCCACAAGUUUAUACUCCUCGGUUUCGGCAAUUUCUCGAGGAAAAUAGAGUGACAUAUGAUGACAAAUAUGGACCCGAUUUGGCUUUGAAUAAUGAGAGAUUCAAGAGGUUUGAGAAAAGGAGGGGAGCAAAAGUACUAGUUUCAGAAAGCACUUCUAGGUACUUUUAUGCUCUCAUUGAUAAUGAGUGGUUGAGGCGUCGACUACUCUCCUCCCCCCUCUUGAGUUCUAUACCUGUCAGAGAAGACCUUUAUGAACUCCCGCGAGAUGUAGUGUCCUCGACAAAUUCUCCUUGCCGUCAUGAUGGGGAUAAAUUGGUGAUGCACCUUUGUGUGCUUACCGGUUUCGGGGUGGUGGACGGCCAGCCCUAUUAUGAGAUUCUGAAUAGUUGGGGAGAAUGUUGGUCCAGCUAUGGAUUCGGUCAAAUUCCGCCGCAGGACAUCUUUCGCAUAAUCGAUUUCGAAGUAACUGAGAGAUUAGCAUAG
This is a messenger RNA of Striga hermonthica, 597 nucleotides long. The record is from the annotation of a GenBank genome assembly. Lineage: Eukaryota; Viridiplantae; Streptophyta; Magnoliopsida; Lamiales; Orobanchaceae.